This is a messenger RNA of Hipposideros armiger (great roundleaf bat), 8125 nucleotides long. RefSeq names its product potassium voltage-gated channel subfamily C member 4 (gene KCNC4). Gene Ontology annotation, biological process: protein homooligomerization; action potential; potassium ion transmembrane transport. Gene Ontology annotation, molecular function: protein binding; delayed rectifier potassium channel activity. The record is from RefSeq and is a predicted model, not a curated record. Bases 1659 to 3650 code for a protein of 663 amino acids. Lineage: Eukaryota; Metazoa; Chordata; Mammalia; Chiroptera; Hipposideridae. Gene Ontology annotation, cellular component: neuronal cell body membrane; presynaptic membrane; axon terminus. The transcript is spliced from 4 exons.
ACACCUUCUCUCAACUCACUUCCUCCCCGCACCCCCACGCCGCCUCCAGUCAGCCGCAAUGAAACCGCAACGGAACCACAACAAUGCUAUCAGCUUGGCUGGGAGGGGCGACUGGAACAGUCAGAAAGAGCGAAUGAAGGUUAGAGGUCAGGGGUCGAGGGCGCUUUAGAGUCACCCGGGCUGCAGUGGGAGGAGCUGCGGGCUCGGGGGAGGCGGGGAGCUGGCAGUGGGGACGAUGGCGGAGGCGCGCAGGGGCGGCGCGCUGGGCUGGGCACUGGCGGCGAGGGGGUUACGCGCCUCGGCUGGGCCCGGCUCAGCGGAGGAAGGCUGAGAUCCUUCGCUGGGGCCCUGCAGCGAGCCGGGUCGACCCCGUGCCACGCCCCGCCCAUCCCGCCCCGCUGAGGGCGCGCCCGGGCGAGGCGGGGCCCGGAGGAAAAGGCGCCACGGUGCUGUAGCGUCCGCUAGCAUCGCUGGAGAGAGACGGUGCGCCCCCUGGACCUCAGCCCACAAGCGCCGAGGUGCCCCUCCCUUUGGCCACCUCUCGCUUGCCCCUUGCUACGAGCCAAGGCUGGCGCCCCACCCGGAGAUGGGCAGACGUGUGGAUGGCGUGGCUCCUAGCGCCGCCAGAUCGCAGGAGCCCGGCGGCGGGGCGCUGCGCUGAGGCUCCCGCUCCGCGCAGCCCGGGAAGCCUGCAGGUGUCCUUGGCCGCCCAGCCACCUCCCGGGAGAUUCCUUCGCCGGUGCCCAGAGCCCCGCUCCCCCGAGCGGCCCCGCCCCCCGGGCUCGGCGCAGCGCAGGACGCCCCGUCUGAGGCCCCUCCGCCCCAGCGCGGCCCUCGCCGUGCUGCGCCCAGCCCAGCGCUGUUCCCAGCCGCCGCCAAGCCGCGGACGCAAGACCAGAGGCUCCCUCCUGCGGGCACGCUUGUUUUCCUGCCGCGGCCUCGCCCUGCGCAGCCCCCGCCCGCCAGAUCGCCGCGCUCCGCUCAGCCCCGCCCGCCACCCAUGCCCUGCGCUGGAUUUAUGAAUGGGGGGAAGAGGCCACAUGCCGCCACCGCCGCCUCGUGUUGACCGCACGGAGCCUGGGCCAGCGGAGCUCCGGCUGCCGUGAGAGCGUCGGCCCGGCCCCGGCAGCCGCUCGGAGGACUUGUUGCUGUUGCGCCGCCGCCGCCGCCGCGGGGAAGCCGGCUGCUCCCGGGGCUCGGCGGGGUCAGGAAGCCGGAGGGUGGCCCUUGUGAGUGUGAACGCCCUCGCGCCCCCGCCCCUCGCAGAGCGCCUGGACUGUGCGCUUCCUGGUCUUUUUUUGGGGGGGGAGGGGGCGUGUCCCGGGCCGGAGCGUCUGAGUGUCCAGUCCUAGCGGGGGAGCGUGUGUGUGUGCUAACCCUGCCUUCCCCGGCCCCUCGCAGUGGUCCUCGGCUCUCCUUUCCCCCUCUUGCCUCCCUCCCCGGCGCUGACGGCCCAAACCCUAACCACCUGUGCACCGGAGAAACCCAACUCCUGCUCCGCGCCCCGGGGGGAGGCAGGGACAAGGCCACACCGCAGAGGGGCCACCGCUGCCUCCUGCCUCCUCGUCUCCUCCCCCUCUCCCGUCUGACGCUGCCUCCUUGGGAAGGGUGUUUGGAGGGCAGCGGCCGCCCCAAGCCGAAGCCCCGCAGCGCUUCUUAUGAUCAGCUCGGUGUGUGUCUCCUCCUACCGCGGGCGCAAGUCUGGGAACAAGCCUCCGUCCAAAACAUGUCUGAAGGAGGAGAUGGCCAAGGGCGAGGCGUCGGAGAAGAUCAUCAUCAACGUGGGCGGCACGCGACAUGAGACCUACCGCAGCACCCUGCGCACCCUACCGGGCACCCGCCUCGCCUGGCUGGCGGAUCCCGACGGCGGGGGCCGGCCAGAGUCGGAUGGCGGAGGCGCGGGCAGCAGCGGCAGCAGUGGCGGCGGCGGCGGCGGCGGUGGGGGCUGCGAGUUCUUCUUCGACCGGCACCCGGGCGUCUUUGCCUACGUGCUCAACUACUACCGCACAGGCAAGCUGCACUGCCCCGCCGACGUGUGCGGGCCGCUCUUCGAGGAGGAGCUCACCUUCUGGGGCAUCGACGAAACUGACGUGGAGCCUUGCUGCUGGAUGACCUACCGGCAGCACCGCGACGCCGAGGAGGCACUGGACAUCUUCGAGAGCCCGGACGGAGGCGGUGGUGGCGCAGGGCCGGGCGAUGAGGCUGGCGACGAUGAGCGGGAGCUGGCCCUGCAGCGCCUGGGGCCCCAUGACGGAGGCGCAGGCCCUGGCGCAGGGUCCGGGGGCUGCCGCGGCUGGCAACCCCGCAUGUGGGCGCUCUUUGAGGAUCCCUACUCCUCCAGAGCGGCCAGGGUGGUGGCCUUUGCCUCUCUCUUCUUCAUCCUGGUGUCCAUCACCACUUUCUGUCUGGAGACCCAUGAGGCCUUCAACAUCGAUCGGAACGUGACGGAGAUCCACCGAGUAGGGAACACCACCAGCGUGCGCUUCCGGCGGGAGGUGGAGACGGAGCCCAUCCUGACCUACAUCGAGGGUGUCUGUGUGCUGUGGUUCACACUGGAGUUCCUGGUGCGUAUCGUGUGCUGCCCGGACACGUUGGACUUCGUCAAGAACCUGCUCAACAUCAUCGACUUCGUGGCCAUCCUGCCCUUCUACCUGGAGGUCGGGCUGAGUGGCCUGUCAUCCAAGGCAGCCCGUGACGUGCUGGGCUUCCUGCGCGUGGUCCGCUUUGUGCGCAUCCUGCGCAUCUUCAAGCUCACGCGCCACUUCGUGGGGCUGCGCGUGCUGGGCCACACCCUGCGCGCCAGCACCAACGAGUUCCUGCUGCUCAUCAUCUUCCUGGCUCUGGGCGUGCUUAUCUUCGCCACCAUGAUCUACUACGCUGAGCGCAUUGGUGCCAGGCCCUCCGACCCACGGGGCAAUGACCACACCGACUUCAAGAACAUCCCCAUUGGCUUCUGGUGGGCCGUGGUCACCAUGACGACGCUGGGCUACGGGGACAUGUAUCCCAAGACGUGGUCAGGCAUGCUGGUGGGGGCGCUGUGUGCGCUGGCCGGCGUGCUCACCAUCGCCAUGCCGGUGCCUGUCAUUGUCAACAACUUUGGCAUGUACUACUCCCUGGCGAUGGCCAAGCAGAAGCUGCCCAAGAAACGAAAGAAGCACGUGCCGCGGCCGCCCCAGCUCGAGUCGCCCAUGUACUGCAAGUCCGAGGAGACAUCGCCCCGGGAUAGCACCUACAGUGAUACCAGCCCCCAUGCCCAGGAAGAGGCUAUGGUGGAGAGGAAACGGGCAGAUUCCAAACAGAACGGCGAUGCCAAUGCAGUGCUGUCAGACGAGGAGGAGGGAGCUGGCCUGACCCAGCCCCUGGCCGCCACCCCGACCCUUGAGGAGCGCAGGGCCCUGCGACGCUCAGGCACCCGAGACAGAAACAAGAAGGCAGCUGCCUGCUUCCUGCUCAGCGCUGGGGACUAUGCCUGUGCUGAUGGUAGUGUCCGGAAAGGCUGUGCAAGGUCCCGGAGUCUAAACAACAUAGCUGGAGCGGCUGGAACCAGCCUGGGGCUCUCUCCACGGGCAUCGCGAUACAGCUCUCCCUACCCUCCGAGGAAGCUCCUGCUCCCCCUCACCAGCCCCCCGCCCAGAAAGUCAGCCCCAUAGCUGCACCCUCGGCUCUCUUGCCUCUGGGCACCCGAGACGCACAAGCAGGGCCAGGCACACUCAUGCCCACCAGCCCCCAUUCCUCCUGCAGCCUGAGGGAGCCAGGCGGGAUGCAGGCGAAUUCAGGCCCCUGAGCCUCUCCGCACCACCCAGCUCCCCAAAAUGCUCAGGUCUGGGGCCUGAGAGCAGCGGGAGAUUACUCUCAGGGUCCCCCAUCCUGAGCUGGAGGUGCCGGCAUUCCCAGGACCCCUGUCUCUGGGCCCUGCCCCCCCCCACUAGGGUCCUAUCUUAAUUACAGCAAAUGCAUUUUCAUUCCUCGUGGCCUUCCACCAGUAACCAAACAGCCUGCAACCGAAUGUCUCUGUCUGUCUGUCUGUCCAUCCCACACCCAGACCAGCAAGGAAAAUAAGGCUGUCCUGUGGGGCAGCCCUGCUGGUGUCUAGGAGGCUUGUCUCCUCAGGGGAGCUGUGCUGCCUGGGGUUGCUCUGGCCUGGGGUGCAAGUGGGGGUCCCUACAGUCUGAGCCCCAGGAUUUUCUUUCUGGGUACAGGGAUGUCCUCCUUUCCGGGGUGACACCCAGCCGCUGAGCCCAGCACCCCAUCUGCGCCCCGAGCCUCAGCACCUCUUGCCGCGCUGCUUCCUCUGCUUCCACAACAGCUUCUCUUCCCUCUCCGGCUCCCUCACACUGAGCCCAGCCUCUGAGUCACCUGCCGCUCCUACCCAGCCUCUGCGCUCCGCGUUGCUGCCAGAGCUGGAGACUCAUCUAAUUUCUAUAAUUAAGUGUAUUCAUUUACCUAACGAGCCUGAGAGCACAACAGGUUUGUGAGUCAUUGUGUGAGCAGGGGUGCGCCCUGGGCAGGGGCAGCUGAGGGGAAGUGUGGGGACAGAGCCAUCCUGCCCUCACCUGGUCUUGCACAGGCACCCUGCCACGCAGGCUCUCAGGGAGGGCCAAGCCACAAGUGGGCCCUCCCCCAGCAGUGCACAGCACAAGGCACUCCAGGCCCUCCUCAGUCCUGGGACCCAGGGACGCCGCAGCCGAGUCAUUUCCUGUUUCACCUGAUGGGAAUGAGACCUGACAGCAGAGCCGUGCGCCUGGCAAUUUUUAGAGUCAGAUUAUGCAACUUUGUAGAGAGAAUGACUAAGUAAGCGCCAUAUCUGCUCUUUCCAGGGUGGGCAAAGAGAGGCAUGCAAGACAGCGUUCGGGAGGAGGCUGGGAAGUCAGGGGGCCACCCCAGCAAGUGAACUGGGCAGAAAGGUCAGACCAUUUCAUGGGGUGCCCAGAAAAUCCCCAUUUCAGUGCCUUCUUCAGCCUUAGAUGGUCCCUUCCAGAAAGGUCUGUUCCUGGGGGAUGCUGGGAUAGCAGCCCUCCUGUGGUCUCCAGGGUCUGCGUCCCACUGUCUCUUAGAAUGGAGUGUCCUCCUAAGAGUUGAGAAGAUACAGGGGUGUCCAUGUGACCUCCCUUCAGAAGGGGACAGGCCCCUUUAAGGGACAGGAACAGAAAAGCCCUGUGGAGCAGGAUGGAGAUGCCAGGCACCCUCUCCCCUCACAACCGAGUGAGAGCCCAGCUGCUCCUUCAUGAGGACAGUUGCAGCUCUGCCUCCACAGGGCUUCCUGGCACCGGGGUCCUGGCUCUGACUGGGACGCGGUGAGCGAGGUGUCCAGUUUAGCACGGGCACCGCAGCUGUUUUCUCCUCUGACUUGUCUCUCUGGUUCACGGAACCGAGGCAGUUAUUUCUGUGGCAGCCCUCACGUUGUCAGGAGCCCAAGUUUCCACGGCACCCACCGCCUCCUUCCCUCCCACAGGGAUGGGCAUGCUCAGGGCACCCCUAUGGUGGGCACAGAUGUCCCUGGGUGACAUGAUGCAGAAGUGCCAGGCUGGAGCCCCUAGUGCCUUGGGAGAAGGGCUCCCACACGUCCCUCCCUCCCAGUUCCCUGGCUUCUGUAGGACCUCACUAAUGGGAGAGCUGAGUAGGCUGCCUGCCCUGCUACCUCUCAGGACCUCGGCCUUCCCAGCGCCCUAGGAAAGGGCAAAGCAAGUCCUGGAGCUUCCAGAGACCCAUCAUUCACUGAGUUCUGCCUAGGGAGGUGGCUGCAGGGGCCUCAGGCUCACCCAGGUCUUGGGCCUCCCUCCUCAGGGAAGGCUCCCCGUCCCAUGUGAGCACAGUUUGCUUUACCUUGGAUCUGGACCUGGACCUGGACCCAUGACUUGGCUUCUAGAAGCCUUUCCUCUAUUGCUGGGCCCAAGCCUCUCCUGGCAGAGCAGGAAAGCAGCCCAGUAGGAGUUGUUAACCUUACCUUCCAGUUUGGAGCAGGGCCACUCACAACCCUAGAGCCCUCAGGGCUCCUGAGAAGAGUGGCCGUGAGCUGGAACCAGAGGGAGGGAGCCUGGGCGGCAUGCGCGUUGCAGGGUAGACUGCGUGCCGGACCGAAGGCUGGCACUGCCCUUCCACAGAGCUUCCUGAGAGAGCAGGGCCUCCUUUGCCCUGGCCAGAGUAUCACCCUCCAAAAAUUCUGCCCCCACAGCAGCCUCCCUGCCUGCCUAGCCUGUGCCUGCACUGGGGAGGUUCCCUUCCCAAGCCCUUGGCAUCCCAGGCUGAGGUGGGAUUCCCAGAAGAUCUCAUGGAUGGGUUGGGUUUUUCAAUAUGAUGGUAUUUUCUGGCCUUCCCUCCUGAGAGGCACAUUCAUCCUUUCUGACCUUCCCCGUCAGCAUUCACUCUGCAGCCACUGGGACUCGUUCCUGCCAGAUUGGGGAAGGGGGGCUGGGCACGCCACGGCAGUACACUCAGGAGCCGUCUUCAGCCCUCUGGAGCAGAAGAGUCCCCAGGUGGUGGUGGCAGAUGGAGCCAUGCUGGGGGGAGCCCAACCUGGGCAGGCAGCAGCUUGGGUGACCUGUGGGUUACAGGCCAAUCAGGAACUUCCCCCUCUGCCUCCAUGCCAGGCCGCAGAGCCCUCUCCCCAUUGCACUGGAGCUUUGAAGACUGAGAGCUAGUGGUUUCUGCAGCUCAUUACCUGAGCAAAUAGGGAGAUGAGCUGUAACAUCACCUUGUGAGUCACCUUGGCCCAGAGCUGGGUCGGCAGAGGGAUGAUGAAGGGGCUCACCCCAUACCGUGACCCAUCUGUGCUCCUCCUGGCUUCUUAGCCCUUGGUCCCCAUGCCUUCCAGCUCUGCUCCUGGCCUACUCUCUAGCCCACAGCCUGUGGGUUGGCAGCUGCCUUCUUCUAACAUCUCAUUCUUUGUUUCUCCCUUUCUUUUGCUGAACUCCUUACCCCCCCAGAAGGCAAUGUUGAGCCGAAAGCGUGCGUCCCAGUGUCUCACACCUGUGCUCUUUAAACACAGAGACCUGCCAAGACGCCCUCUCGUCCAACUAUGCCCAGGCUGAAGUCCUCACCCUCUCUUAAAGCGGCACCAACGUGAGAGAGACAGGCAGACAGACAGAAAUCCAGAGACUUAGGGAAACUCUGGAACCCAGGCAAGAAUCACUGGGAAAGACUCAGCUAUCCUUGUGUGCACAAGACUGAUGGAAAACCUCCCGUGUGACCCUCGGGGCCCAGAGCCAUCUGGGUCGGAUGUUCUGUUGUAAAUUGAAGAGAUAUAUAUGCACAUAUAGUAUCUAUAUUCAUACAUACUAUACUCUUGUGUGUAGUGCACGUGCUAUUUUAUUGGUGGUCUGUCUUCUUCGUUAGGCUAUGUCUUCUCAAGCCCUUGCCCCUCCCACAAGUCCCCAAUCCCUCCCCUUCAUUAAUUCCUUGUUUCUGCUGAACACGCGUGUGAAAUGUCCCAGGAAAAGUGCACUUGGGAACUGCCAGUCCGGCUGGGUGGUCCAAGGCUAGACUCUCCCUGUUUGGGGUGUUUCUCCUGUGGGUCAGUGGCCUGUGGAAGGCCAGGUUGCCCCCCAGGGUCACUGCUCCACUAGCCCCCCCCCCAGCCCAGAUUGGGGUUCUACCUCCUACCCCACGCCCUACUUGUGGGGGGACUUCCAGGGGCUUCUCUGCGGCUUCCUCCACUUCUCCCUUCACCUUACCUGUGUCCUUGACUGGGGAGGAGGGGGGUGUUUGUCCUUUUUUUUAUUUUUGGUUUUUCUGUCUCCUUCGUCUGUUUGUUUUCAAAGAUGCUGCUGGGCAGACGGGCAGGGAAGGGGUCUGUCUGCCCAUCAGGCUCAGGGGUCUGAGAAGGGGAAGCCUCGGGCAAGCGGAGACCAGUUGCAAUACUGUAUUUCCUGGCUGGUGGCCAGAGGAUGUGUGCAAUAGCAGAGGCCAGGUGAUCCCUUUGACCUUGGCCUCUGCCCCUCCCUCGGCCCUCCUCCCCACUUCCAGCCUGCCCUGCCCUUCCCUGAUGUUGGUCAGCCCUUUUCUAAAGCUGCCCCCUCGUGUGUCUGAGGCAAGCCUAGGCUGGGGCCGUGUUGCCCUGUCUGCAUGCCUUCGACGUCAUGCUGUGCUCGACUGUCAAUAAAGACGUCCUGCCGCUCCUGCUGUGUGA